GUCACCUCCAUGUUUUCUCUCCAUGGCUCUGCAGACUGAUCUUUGAACCUGAUCAACCUCCGAUAGUCCUGAUUGAUCACUCAGACCUCAUCAGGCUGCUGCUCCAUAAAUAUAAUUCAAUCACACUGUAGGGAAACCUGAACACACCAUGACAUGGAUCUGAUUCUGGACCGAGAACAAACUCCACAGACUCCUCAAUAGCGGAUUUAUUUACUGGAGAACAAGCAGCACUCAAAACAGCAGAUAUGUUUCACUUAAUAUCUUUAAUUAUGUGCGUUUUAGUUUUUAUUCCAAGGGCUCAGAGUAUAAACGUGACUGACCAGGCUGGACAAGUAUUUCUAGAGAAUAUUUUAGAAUAUUAUGGGCAGAAUAACUCAAUUUCGCUGGAUAAUCUGGAUAAUUUACUGCAGUUAAUCUCAGACGGAAAAUCUCAGGCAAUAACUGAAGAUGGUCCACUGGCAGACCAGGAGUGUCCCUCAGCCGAGCAGAUCUUGUCCCACUUUGGGUUCAGUAAUGUCAGUCAUCUGACUGCGGGACAUCUGGAGAGGAUCUGCCCCGCGGUGUUGACCCAGGUGCUGCUGCCCUCCUGCCCCUUCACCACCACCAAAACUCCGCAGCCCCUCGACUACUCUGUGUGGGGUUACGGGUUUCUGUCGGUCACUUUGAUCAACCUGGCGUCGCUGCUCGGUCUCUUCCUGAUCCCCUUCACCAAGAAGUCUUAUUUCCCCAAAGUGCUGACCUACUUCAUCGGCCUCGCCAUCGGCACGCUCUUCUCCAACGCUGUGCUUCAGCUCAUACCAGAGGCUCUGGGCUUUGAUCCCAAAACGGAUAACUAUGUGGAGAAUGCAAUUGGAAUAUUUGGAGGGUUUUACCUCUUGUUCUUCAUGGAGAAGAUACUGAAAAUGGCUCUCGGGGUCAACGGUGAGCAUGGCCACAGCCACUUCGCUCCUCCAGAGCGGCCUCAAGAAAACUCCCUCCAAAACGGAGACUUAGUGGAGAAGAAGGACUCCAUCGUUUUGACGAACAUCAACACCAUCGCCACAGACAAGAGCAGCCCGAACCCGGAACGGAACGUGACACCUACUCAGGACGUCCAGGUGUCCCGUGUGAUGUGCCACUGGCUGCGUGGCAAACAAAUCUCAGGCAUCAAGACAGUGGCGUGGAUGAUCACGCUGAGCGACGCGCUGCACAACUUCAUCGAUGGUCUGGCCAUCGGCGCCUCGUUCACCGUGUCGGUACUGACCGGGUUCAGCACGUCCACCGCCAUCGUGUGUGAGGAGUUUCCCCACGAGUUGGGUGACUUUGUUAUCCUGCUGAAUUCUGGUAUGAGCGUUCCUCAGGCCAUUUUCUUCAACCUGCUGUCGGCGGUGUCGUGUUACGUCGGUCUUGCCUUCGGCAUCCUGCUCGGGAGCAACUUUGCUCCCAAUGCAAUCUUUGCAAUUGCCGGAGGAAUGUUCCUGUACAUUGCACUGGCAGACAUGUUUCCAGAGAUGGACAACAUAUUACGGGAACAGGAGCGGACUUCCGACAAGAUCAUCUUCUUCAUGAUCCAGAACGCAGGGCUGCUGACCGGGUUCACCAUCAUUCUGCUGAUCACCAUGUUUGCUGGGGAGAUAAACCUGGGCUAGAAGGGAGAGAGACAGAGAAACAAAAACUGGAAAGAAAAAAAUAUAUUUUUUAAAUGAGCUGCUUCUAUUUCUGCUCACUUAGCUGGGCGGGAAAGUGAACAUAAAGUGAAUGUUUUGUACAAACAAAACCAAAAUGUUUAAAGAAAAAACAAUGCUUUUAUAGCUUUUGACUAUCAAGGUAGUGAAAAGUUUACACCAUUUAAAAAAAGGGAAAAUCUUUACAAUCAUUUGAUAUGUGAUUUUAAUCAAGUUGUGUAUUUCAGGAGACAAUAAAUUAUUUUUUCAGUCUU
This is a messenger RNA of Anoplopoma fimbria (sablefish), 1918 nucleotides long. It is a transcript of the gene slc39a8, whose product is annotated as solute carrier family 39 member 8. The transcript has 8 exons. Gene Ontology annotation, biological process: zinc ion import across plasma membrane; intracellular zinc ion homeostasis. Gene Ontology annotation, molecular function: zinc ion transmembrane transporter activity. The record is from RefSeq and is a predicted model, not a curated record. Gene Ontology annotation, cellular component: membrane. Bases 246 to 1628 code for a protein of 460 amino acids. NCBI's taxonomy places the organism in Eukaryota, Metazoa, Chordata, Actinopteri, Perciformes, Anoplopomatidae.